UGCUGAACUCUUAAGUCAAACACACCCUCAGUAUGAGCUGUGACGGAGCAAACACUGCCCACAUGGGUUAGAAACUCUCCCAGAGAAGCAGGUUUUUGCAGUGGGAAUAUGUAACUGCUGUAUGUGGAAUAUGGCUCAGACUCCGGCGGUGAAAACUCCUCUGCGGAGAUCCUUCAGUGAGCAUGUGAAAGACUCCACCAACAAGGCUUGGGAUGUCUUCUGGAGGAGCGUGAGGGAGAGGCGGCUGUGGGAGAUUGAAGCCAAGGAGGCCUGUGAUUGGCUGCGAGCGGCCGGCUUCCCUCAGUAUGUGCAGCUAUUCAAAGACUGCAGGUUCCCCGUCGACCUCGAGUGGGCGAAGCGUGAUCACCACUUCCUGGACAAGGAUGCUCUCGAUUCGCUCUGCAGGAGAUUAAGCACUUUAAACAAAUGUGUGGAAAUGAGGCUGGAGCCGCGGAGAUCAAAACGCAGGGGAAACGACUGCGAUGAGGAGGACUUCUGCGCCAUCAGCCCCAGCUGGACCUACGACAGGCGAGCGCGACGAUGGCGACGCCUCGACUCCGCCGUGGACGUGUCUCUGUGUGACGACGGCGACCGCCAUGAUGUGUGCUCCAUCCACAGCUCCAGCAGCACCGACAGCGAAGGCCACGAUGGGCAACACAAGAGGCGCAGGGAAGCCGGGGGAGGAACCGCUCUGAUGACUGCCGCCGCCGGCGGCACCACAGACGACCAGGAGACCAGCAGGAGCUCGUCCCGCUGCUCCUCCACGAACAAGACCCCCUCCCUGGAUACCUCAUUCAGCGGACCCCCGUCCCCUGGUGAGAGUGGCGGAGGAUCGUCCACCGCAAGUCUGGAAGCUGACGGCUGCUUCCCAGACAAACCGCCCAGGAAGAAGUGCACCAGCCUCCUGAGGAAGAUGGAGAAGCUGAGGCUGAGGGGGACGAGUGGAAGCAGCAGUGGCGAUCGGGCCCGGUAUGUUAUAAGUGGGCCAGUUCUGAUCCAGGAGGAGGAGCAGAUGGAGAGGCUGCUCUGCCCAUCGAGUCUGCAAGGUCGACCCAGCAGCCGGGCGUCCUCCUCGCCCUCGUCUUCUCACGCCCUCAGCAGCAGCAGCAGCAGCAGUAACAGCCACUCGGAGAGCAGCAGCACCGUCAGCACGCCCAGCCCCGUCACCCGGGUCAGGAGCAACUGCAAACGCUCCAACAGCGGCGUCGGAACGACCCGGAACAACCAGAACCACAUGGGAACAGAGGACUACAGGAACCAGAUCAACAACAACAACAACAGCAGCCACGAGAGCCUGGUCUUCCACAUCCCCCACGGACACAAACCAGGGACCUUCCCCACCUCCCUCGCACACAAACACGCCAUGCUGUCCCCCAUCAUCGACAGCACCUCCGUCAACUGGAGGACCGGGAGCUUCCACGGUUACCGGGGGAGGAACAGUUGCCGACGCGGCGGCACGUCGUCGCUUGCCGCCGGCGACAGGAACCCCUCGUCUGCUUCGCCGUCCUGUGGCGUCGGCGUCCCUAGCCCGCUCGCGACGCUGGAUCAUCGGCUGAGCAUCUACGACAACGUGCCCGAUGACCAGCCGCUGUCUGAGGGUGAAGGCGGCGAUGCAGAGCGGACGGGUGAGGAGUCAGAGGUGAGUCGACUGUUGGCAGACGAAGACGUUUUCUCAGCUCUGGACAGCGUCCUGGAGAGGAUCAGCGACCUCCAACAACUGGUCUCCACCUGGUCCGAAAAUCUGUCGGACGACUCUCAGAGAGCCUCCUCCUCCUCCUCCUCCUCCGUCCUCCUCGUCUUCCUCCACCAGGACUCACCAGGUCACUGCUCCUCGGCCGCCUCCCCCUGCCCGUCCUCCCCCAGCCACAUCCACCUGGAGGUGCAGCAUCCAGAGGAGGAGGAGGAGGAGGAGGAGGAGGAGGAGGAGAAGGUACCGGUGAACGGAGAGGAGGUGAAGUCGAGAUCACCACAACCCAGGAGCAGGGUGAGUCAGCACCUGCACUGGUCCAGCGAGCAGAGUCUGCCCUCCAUGCCCACCAGUCCGGGGGUGGAGAACCAGUCGGCCUCCCAGUUCCUCCUGCUGCAGAAACUCGCGCUGCUCAAACUCACCGCUCUGAUGGACAAAUACUCCCCGUCCAGCAAGCAGGGCUGGAACUGGACUGUUCCCAAACCGGUGAGGAAGACCAAGGCGAUGGAGGUGAAAGGUCGGCGGGUGUUUGGAGUCCCUCUGCUCCUCAGUGUGCAGCAGACAGGAGAGCCGCUUCCUCCCAGCAUCCUCCGGGCCCUGGUCUACCUGAGGACCGAAUGUCUGGACCAGGUCGGUCUUUUCCGGAAGUCGGGGGUCAAGUCUCGUAUCCAGUACCUCCGCGAGCUGGUGGAGUCCAACCCCGACGGCAUUUCGUACGACAGCCAGUCCGCCUUCGACGUCGCCGACAUGGUGAAGCAGUACUUCAGAGACCUGCCUGAACCCAUCUUCACCAGCAAACUCUGCGAGUCCUUCCUCCACAUUUACCAAUAUUUUCCCAAGGACCAGCAGUUGGCUGCGGCUCAGGCGGCCAUCUUGCUACUUCCUGACGAGAACAGGGAGGCGCUGCGGACGCUGCUCCACUUCCUGCGGGACGUGGUGGCCUGCGUGGACGAGAACCAGAUGACUCCGACCAACGUCGCCGUCUGCCUGGCGCCGUCGCUCUUCCACCUCAACACCCUGAAGAGAGACGCCAACGCAGCCAGGAGUCACAGGAAGUACAGCCUGGGCUGCCCGAACCAGCGGGACCUGAGCGAGAACCUGGCUGCCACCCAGGGCCUGGCCAACAUGAUCACCGAGGCCCAGAGACUCUUCCAGCUUCCAGAGUUUUGGCCUGGUCGGUGUCUAAGUCCUGCAGGCCCCACUGAGGACUCCCUGUCUGAGGAAGGAAGAGGCCCGGUGUCCUCCAGUCAGAGUGGAGGUGAGGAGGAGCAGGAGGAGAGGAGGAACAAGCUGCAGCAGAGCACCCAGCUCCUCCUGAAGGAGGCCAGGGAGAAGAGCCGAGGCUGGGAGAGCCACCCGGCUCCAGAGCAUGUGGACCUGGCCUUUAAAAAGAUGGACGACGGCUGCCCGCUGUGGAUGUGGCGAGGCUCCGUGGAGGUGGACGCCCCCCAGAAGGAGCUGCUCCACCGGCUGCUGAGAGAGCACCAGCUGUGGGAGGGAAGCCUGCGCCAGGCCACCGUCGUCCAGACCUUGUCCAAGGACGCCGAAGUCUACCACUACCUCCUACAGAGCCAGGGCCACGGCCUGGACUCCCGGCCCCCACAGGAGCACCUGCUGCUCAGAACCUGGCAGUCAGACCUGACCUCCGGACCCCUGUACCUGUCCUCUGUAUCCACGGAGCACCCCGAGGUCCUGGUGGAAGGGGUCAGGGCUCAAGUCCACUCCUGCCUGUACCUGCUGGAGCCCAGCGGAGCCAGGAAGACCCGGCUGACGCACCUCUGUCGAACCGACACCAGAGGUCGGUCGCAGCAGUGGCACAGCAGAGUGAGCGGACAUCUCCUGGCCUCGGCUCUCCUGGCCGUCAGAGACUCGUUCAGAGCUGCAGACUACAAAGAGACCAAGAUCUGAGUGGAGGACGAGGACUGUGGGAUGAUUUACAGAUUUUGCACUAAUCCGGGGGUUAGACUGCGUCGCUUCCUCCACCUCACGGCAGAAAUAAAGAGGAGACUGCAGCAUCAUUUUCACAGGACUUUCUGUAAAGUUGUAAAAGUGAAACUCGAGGCUCAGAGCACAGCAAGAAGGGAAGGUGACCUCUGAGGGCCUCCCCGAACCAUUUGCUUCUCUUUGGCUUCUGUUGGAUUUGCUGUAUGUGUUUUUUUUUCUUGGUGACCUUGCAGAUUGCCAGCAGCACCUCUGCACUCCCUGCUGCGACUGUUACGCUUCACACUCGAGUUCACAAAAAAAUGCAAACGACGACGAGCUUUGACAAAGAGCGUUUGAUUCAGAGGGGGACGGGUGAGGAGCUGAGGCCUGAUGUGACUUCUAAACUUUAGAGGGGAAAAAGGUUGAGAUGAAGCAAGUGGACAGUGUGGCUCGACUUCUUUCCUGUGGGAAGCACAGAAAAGAAGUCGAACCACACAGGAAAUAAGGACAGAAAACAUCAGGAAACAGACUUUUAGCCAACAGACGUUUGGCUUCAGUGGAAAGAGGAAGAGGAUGAAGGAAGAGGAGAGCUCGUAUCAAACCGAAAAGACAGAGCAGGUCUGAACGGUGCAGCCGCUCGAUAGCAGGAUGUCGUCUGGAGUCUGAUGCUGUGUUGACAGUUUCUAUGAAAACAAACAUUGAAUGAUUUAUCGAAUUCUAUCGAAAUAUCUGUCAGAAAAAUCAAUAAUCCAAAAUAGUUUUUUUCCCAAACUCGUUCUGCCCUUGAUUCCAGAGAAGGCUCCUUCACCUGUACAGAGAUAAUUACCCAUGAACAGAAUCUACCUCUCCACAGGACGACGCCACAGUUGCGUGACUUUGAAAGUUGUGAAUUGACGGAGGCCUCGCCACGCAACACGGCGGCGGGGGCGGGGUGGGGGUGGGGGUUAGGGUCUUUUGUGUGUUUCCCGGCACUGUGACGGAUAUCCAACCUGACAGCUCCCUGGAUUUUUUAACAUUUGUAUUUAUUGUGUGUGACGUUUAUGCGUCUCUGUGCUUGUACAGUCUGAUUUCAUGUGGCACCUGAGCGUUGCUUCACUUUCAGAGUCGGCUUGUCCUACAUAUAAGCGUCAUUGUGGUGAAGUAGGUCAGGUGUGCAAGGAAAUGUUCAUAAUCAUCAUACUCCAGAGUAUUUAACUUAUAUCUAAAUACAAAUUUCUUAUAUCCAGAUAUCUUUAUUUAAUUUUGAGCUUUCAGAAAAUCUUGUGUGUGUGUGUGAAAUCUAAAAUUAUCAGUGCCAAACUCCUAAUUAAAAUGUUUAUUUCUCUCUUAA
Molecule: messenger RNA, 4940 nt
Organism: Lates calcarifer (barramundi perch)
Lineage: Eukaryota; Metazoa; Chordata; Actinopteri; Centropomidae
Product: rho GTPase-activating protein 7
Biological process (GO): actin cytoskeleton organization; signal transduction; regulation of Rho protein signal transduction
Molecular function (GO): GTPase activator activity; protein binding; lipid binding
Source: RefSeq, a predicted model, not a curated record